AUGUCUCCUGUGCAGCCUACAGAAGGAUGAUGAAGAAUCACGAAGAAGAUGUAAGUUACCCUCAUUCGCUGCUCUUUUACCCUGACCCUCUUCUCCACUCAGGUUAACAAAGAAUUGUUGGGUGAAAAAAGGAUAUACAGAAGUGGGUCUAGAGCCAUCCAUGACUUGGAAUCACUUCCUCAUUGCACUGCUCAAGCUGUUGAUUCACCAAUUUAGCUACACUAACUGCCUGUGGUUCCCUCUGUUAGUGAAACCACUUCUUUGAUUGUCUCCGCAGGAGUUUGUUGCAGUGCGGGUCCAAGACCCUCGGGUUCAGAAUGAAGGCUCUUGGAACUCGUACGUGGACUUCAAGAUAUUUCUUCACGUGAGUAUCCAUUCACCAUAAACAGGCUAAACUUUACAAAGAAGCAGUUGUCUCAAUGAGUGUGUAAGUCCUUAGGCCAUAUUAGAGCUGUAGAACCCAAGUCUUGGAAAGGGUUAGUUUGAAAUUACUUAAGACUCUCAUUGUAUGCAUUUGUCAUAGAUGAGUCAGGAUCAGAAAAAACAAAAUGACUAGGGCUGGGCGGUAUACCGUAUUUUACAAUAUACCGGUAUUGAGGCACGGACCUGUCUGGGUUUUUACUGUACCUUCUAUAACGGUAUUUGAAUGUUUGGUUUGUUAAAUGUGAUAUGCAGUGUGUAACGUCCAUUUUUAUAGUAUACACCGGUACUUGAGUCAUCCCUCUCCACACACUCUCCAUGCUGUUUUCCACACAGACCUAGCCCCGCCCCCUGUCACUCAAGGAGCGCAUUUGUUGUUGCUUGAUUAGGAGACACUUGCAUUCAGUCUGCAUGGUCAAUGCAGCACAUGCAACAAUGUUGAUGACAACGGUGUUGUUUCCACAUAGCUUCUUAAUAUAAAUCCACAAGCGUUCUAUAAUUACACUAUUAGUUUGUGUUUCUUACAUCUGCAAACAGCUGGUUUGUCUUUUCUUAGCAAGUUUGAGCUAAAUCCUGUUAGCCGCUAAUGCUAAUCGCUAGUUAGCUGGCUAGCUAGCUAAUAAAUGUACUGAGUCAGAGCAAACGUAGAUAGCUAAUGCAGCCUGAUACCACUGCUGGUGUGGUCUAAAUCAGCAUGUUGUUUGUGCAACAGUAUCUUCUAAAUCAAAGCGGAAUAAGCGAAGCUUGAAUAUGUUGGCUACAUGAAGAAACAUUUGAUGUAGCCAAAGAUUAUAUGGUCCCCUAGGAAACACUGAACAUCACUUUGGUUCCUACCCUGUCCCUGGCAUUUUCAUUCAUUGUCAUGUCAAACAACACUGUCUUCAAAGUGGCGACUAUUAUUUAUAUUCUAACUAUAGAAUUAGAAUAAAUAUUAUAUUUCCAUGAUUCCAACAGUUCACCCAAGUGUUUUGAUCUAAAUCGCAAGUCAAAUCGCAAUUGUAACAUUUGGUUAAAAAUAAGGCCUAGUUUUUUUGCCCAUAUCGUGCAGCCCUACGUGGCAGUGUGGAAAUUAUCUAAAAUGAUUGCAGUAAAGGCAGAAAUUGAUGGAAAUGCAGGAAAUUAUUUUAGGUUGAAGUUGAAUUGAACAGUAUAAAACAAUCAGAAUGGAGGAAGACCCAUUGACAUCACUUAGAAUAUAUUCGUUGCCAGUAGCGGUGCGUGGGUAAAAUCACUGGGAGGUCAGGGAGGUGACCAAGAACCUGAUGGUCACUCUGACAGACUCCAGAGUUCCUCUGUGGAGAUGGGAGAACCUUCCAGAUGGACAACCAUCUCUGCAGCACUCCACCAAUCAGGCCUAUAUGGUAGUGGCCAGACGGAAGCCACUCUUACAUUUACAUUUUUUACAUUUUAGUCAUUUAGCAGACGCUCUUGUCCAGAGCGACUUACAGGAGCAUUUAGGGUUAAGUGCCUUGCUUAAGGGCACAUCGACAGAUUUUUCACCUAGUCGGCUCGGGGAUUAGAACCAGCGACCUUUCGGUUACUGGCACAACGCUCUUACCCACUAAGCUACCUGCCGCACUCUUCAUUAAAAGGCACAUGACAGCCCGCUUGGAGUUUGCCAAAAUGCACCUAAAGGACUCUGACCAUGAGAAACAAGAUUCUCUGGUCUGAUGAAACCAAGAUUGAACUCUAUGGCCUGAAUGCCAAGCGUCACGUCUGGAGGAAACCUGGCACCAUCCCUACGGUGAAGCAUGGUGGUCGCAGCAUCAUGCUGUGGGGAUAUUUUUCAGCGGCAGGGACUGGGAGACUAGUCAGGAUCGAGGGAAAGAUGAACGGAGCAAAGUACAGAGAGAUCCUUGAUGAAAACCUGCUCCAGAGCGCUCAGGACCUCAGACUGGGGCGAAGGUUCACCUUCCAACAGGACAACGACCCUAAGCACACAGCCAAGACAACGCAGGAGUUGCUUCGGGACAAGUCUCUGAAUGUCCUUGAGUGGACCAGCCAAAGCCGGGACUUGAACCCGAUGAAACAUCUCUGGAGAGACCUGAAAAUAGCUGUGCAGCGACGCACCCCAUCCAACCUGACAUAGCUUGCACUGUAUGCUUAGUCUAAUACAGUGACAACUAAAAGUCACCAGAAACUAUUUAGUCCAAUCAACAUAAGCUAAAUAUUAUGUGGCUGCCCAUGGUUGAUUCCUGUGUGCGUGUGUGUUUGUGUAAGUAGAAAAAAACAUGUUGACUCACCCUAAUUGUAGAGAAAGGCCAAUGCCAUCCUCCUCUUUCACGUUGGCGAAACGGUCUAUGACUCUGUCAUACAGUACACGCUUUUAUUUUUGGUUGUCCUAGGCUACCUGGCUAAAAUGCUUGUUUGCUAGCCUAACUUUCUUUCAUGGGCAACGUUAGCUAGUUAACAUUAGCCUUCUACAUCUAGCUACAUAUUGAACUUCCAUCCUCUCAGGCCAGGGGGCACAAUGUAUGAAUGAUCAGAAUCGCCUUCAUAAUCAUUGGCCAGUACAGAGAAUUAAGUAAAACCACAAGUCCAAAUCCCUAUCUCAAUCUAUGGCUAAUUUAGGAAAGGGCCAUUUUUUGCUAGCUAUCCACCGAAAGACAACAACACAACGACAUGCAACAAUUCAAGUUGUUUCUGUCAAUGACGUAUGCUCUCAAUGCGAUUUGAUAGGAGCGACGCCAAAUCCAAACUGGCUUCCCUUGACAAUGUUUUGUGGUGCGCCAGGACCAUUCACAGUUGAGGUCACUCAGUUUAGCUCAACGCUAAUUGAUCAAGGGAGGCCAAAUGCUCGCUGGCGGUAUGUCAGCUCUUGUCAUAAUGUCAUACUCUUUUGGACCAGACAGCAUCAGAUAGAUGGCCUACACAUACAGAGACGGAGGGGCGCUGUUUCGCUUGCUCGGAUGCUUUCUCCAGUGAGAUGCAUUCAGCCUCUAGCGAAUUGAAGGAAAAUUAUGAAUCACAAACAGAUAUAUAUAUAUUUUUUUUGUAGGUACAUUUUUGGGGGGAAGCCUGGCUUCCCUUGGCAUCCAUGAGUACACACCACUGUGUGUUGCCACCGUAGGGUCACGCAUUACUCAUAAAGCAAAUGUAGAACUUUUAUUAUUAAAAAUCAUAUUAAUAUAAUAAAAUACCGUAAAACCACAUCGCACAGCCCUACUACUCCCAUCAGCAAAUAGGCCUAGAUCAUAUCCCUAAAGUGGAUGGCAUGUGGUUUGGAAUGCUGUGUGUCAGCACUCAAACCUUGGUACCCUGCAUGGAGGUAAACAACAUUUGUUGGUACGAAUUCUACAAUGAUCAUAUGCUUUUUGUUCAUCUCUGCUGUUGACUUUUCUCUCCCCAUGAUGUUUGACGCAUGUUAAUGAAGGGCUAAGCCAGCAUCAAGCUAUUUUAAUGUAGGCUUAUUCUCGAAGCCAUAACCAAAUGUUGCGCUAGCUAGAGAGACUGGAGGAUUAACAUUGGGCUUCAUUCAAAUUUCUUGACAAUCUAGUAUUGAAUUUGUUCUCUGUAAACAUUCAAUGGAAUACUGCAGGUGAAGUAUAAUUCUUAAUAUGUACCAUCAUUGUCCCUUUCUGACAUUAGCCUAAGUAGAAUGGAUUCAGGUGAAUUGCUUGAUUGAGUCCUCAGGAGAAAAUGUAGUAAAAUGCUAAUUGUAUUUGUCACGUCCCGAAUACAACAGGUGUAGACCUUACAGUGAAAUGCUUACUUACAAGCUCUUCCUCAACGAUGUAGCGUUAAAUAAAGAAAAAAAAAACACAUGACAAAAACACAAGAAUGUAAGCUAUAUACAAGGAGUACCAAUACUAUAUCACUUUGCAGGUAUAUGUUGUAAUUGAGACAGAUAUGUACAUGUAGGCAGGGGUAAAGUGAUUAGGCAUCUGGAUAGAUAAUAAUAAAAGUGAAAAGUAGCUGUAGCGUAUAUGGUGUGUGUGUGUGAGGAUGUGGAUAAAGACCUGAGAGUGUGCAUAGUCAGUGCAGGUAGAGUGGGGUGCAGAUAGUCCAGGUAGCCAUUGAUUAGCUAUUCAACAGUCUUAUUGUUUCGGGGUAGAAGCUCUGAGCCUGUUCAUCCGAGACCUGAUGCUCUGAUACUGCUUGCCAGAUGGUAGCAGAGAGAACAGUCCAUGGCUUGGGUGUCUGAAGAAUUUUCUGGGCCUUCGUCAGACACCGACUGGUAUAAAUGUCCUGGAUGGCAGGGAGCUCGGCCCCAGUGAUGUGCUGGGCCGUCCGCACCACCCUCUGUAGAGCCUUGCGGUCAAGGGCAUUGCAGUUGCCAUACCAGGCGGUGAUGCAGCCAGUCAAAAUGCUAUCGAUGGUGCAGAUGUAGAACUUCUUGAGGAUCUGGGGGCCCAUGCCAAAUCUCUUCAGCCUCCUGAGGGAGAAAAGGCACUGUUGUGCCCGCUUCACGACUGUGUGUGUGGACCAUAUUAAGUCCUCAGUGAUGUGGACAGAGGAACUUGAAGUUCUUGACCCGCUCCACUACAGCCUUGUGGAUGGGGGGCCUACAACCGUUGUGUGGUCAGCAAACUUUAUGGUGUUGGAGUCAUUCGUAGCCACGCAGUUGUGGGUGAACAGGGAGUACAGGAGGGGACUAAGCACACACCCCUGGGGGCCCCAGUGUUGAGGGUCAGCGUGGCGGAGGUGUUACCUACCCUCACCACCUGGGGUUGGCCCAUCAGGAAGUCCAGGAUCCAGUUGCAGAGGGAGGUGUUCGGUCCCAGGUUCCUGAGCUUGGUGACGAGCUUGGAGGGGACUAUGGUAUUGAACGCUGAGAUGUAGUCAAUGAACAGUAUUCUCACAUAGGUAUUCAAUUUGUCUAGGUGGGAGAGAGCAGUGUGAAGUGAAAUUGAGAUUGCAUCAUCUGUGGAUCUGUUAGGACGGUAUGCAAAUUGGAUUGGGUCCAGGGUAUCUGGGAUGAUGGUGUUGAUGUGUGGCAUGACCAGCCUUUUAAAGUAAUUCAUGAUUACAGAUGUGCGCUACGGAGAUGAGCAAAGCAUGAUUACAGCCACGGCGAGUGAAAUCUGUCAUCCGGACCAGCGGGGGCCCUCACGCUUGGCUUGGUGGUGUUUACCUCAAAGCGAGCAUAAAAUGCAUUUACAGUGCCUUCAGAAAGUGUUCACACCCCAAUUAACUCCCUAGAGUCGAUGUCUGCGCCCCGCGGAAAUCUAAUUAGCAUAAGGAAAAAAUCCCCAUAGAAAUGUCAGUUUAAGCUAGAGAUGUUAUUUUUUUGCAUUGGAUGCGUCUCAAUCCACCGCAUCCACCGAUGUCGCACUUCCGCAUCUGCGCUGAAAGGUGACGGAGCUAGAGUGGUGUUUGUCAGUUCAUGAGAUCCCGAAAAACCGGUCUUCUCACAAAGUCGCCUGUAGUGUCCGAACAGUUUGGCCUAUAAAAUAUGACCACUCUCUGGAAAGAUGAGACUCUCACGAACACGAUGGUGUUCUCCGUUUUGCCUUACGACCCCCACAAGCGUCUUGGGACUCGUCUGAAGUCGGUACAGCCGAUCUGCCAACUUCAGUCUGUAGCGUCCAAACAGUUUGGGCUACACACUAAUAUGACCCCUCUGUGGAAAGGUGAGACUCACACAAACACGUACAUGUCGGUUGCUCUAGGACGCCCACAGGCCUCACAAGACUCAUCUGAAGGUUCCCCGGUAACAGUAAAAAAAAAAAGAAAAAAGAAAAAAUGAGACUGUUUAGUGCCAAAAAUAAGGGGUAUAUCUGUUUUUCCAUGUAGUGAAUUUGUUAUUCAAUGCGUUUGUAUGGGCUAAUAGCAGUAAGGGCCAAGGUGAUACUUCAAGGGGUCUUAAAAUGCUAAAUGAAAUAGCUAAAUGAUCCUUGGUAUCACCUUCUUAAAACAAUUCCAUACAGCUUAGUAGAUUGGAUUGCGCCACAUUUGCCCAUUAUUCUUUACAAAAUUCUUCAAGUUCUGUCAAAUUUGUUGUUGAUCAUUGCUAGACAACCAUUUCCAGGUCUUGCCAUAGAUUUUCAAGCAGAUUUAAGUCAAAACUGUAACUGGUUCACUCAGGAACAUUCACUGUCGUUUUUGUAAGCAACUCCUGUGUAGAUUUGGCCUUGUGUUUUAAGUUACUGUAAGGGGAUACCAAGUCUUCUGCAUUUAACUCAACUCUUCUGAAUCAGAGGGGGGCUGCCUUAAUCAAUGUCCUUGUCAUCGGCGCCCGGUGAGCAGUUGUUGUUGGGUGUUAACGGCCUUGCUCAAGGGCAGAACGGCAGAUUUUUACACCUUGCCAACUCAGGGAUUCCAACCAGUGACCUUUCAGUUACUGGUCCAAUGCUCUUAACUGCUAGGCUACCUGCCGAAAGGUGAAUUGUCCUGAUGCAAGGUCAAUUAAUCUCCCAGUAUCUGGUGGAAAGCAUACUGAACCAGGUUAUCCUCCAGGAUUUUGCCUGUGCUUAGCUCCAUUCCAUUUAUUUAUUUAUCCUGAAAAACUCCCCUGUCCUUAAUGAUUACAAGCAUACCCAUAACAUGAUGCAGCCACCACUAUACUUGAAAAUAUUGAGGGUGGUAAUGUGUAAUGUGUUGUAUUGGAUUUGCCCCAAACAUAACACUGUAUUCAGGACAAAAAGUUAGUUGCUUUGCCACAUGUUUUGCAGUAUUACUUUUGUGCCUUGUUGCUAACAGGAUUUCCUUUUCACUUUGUCAAUUAGGUUAGUAUUGUGGAGUAACUACAAUGUUGUUGAUCCAUCCUCAGUUUUCUCCUAUAACAGCCAUUUAGCCAAAUCAGUCACUGUGGGGACGACAUUGUCGAGUCACUUCCUGAUGAAACCUGAAUGAGUGUCCUAGGACUGUGGUUCUCAAAUCUCCUCGGGGGACCCUCAGCCAAGUUAUUCCUUAGCUAGCACACCUGAUUCAAAUGGUCAACUAUUCAUCAAGCCCUUGAUUAGUGAAUCGUUUGCUAGUUCAGGGGUGUAUUUAUUGUGGAAACUGUUUAAGAACGAAACGGGAGCAAAUGGAAUGAAACGGGGAGGGACUUACCUGAAUUUGUCUAAUAGAAUCUCUCGUUUGCAACAGACGUUUUCCAACACAAUCGGCGUAAUGAUUACACCCCAGGGCUACAACAAAAUUAUGAAAUGUCUGGGGUUCCCCGAGGAGAGGUUUGAGAACCACUGUUCUAGGAGAUACGCUGUGUAUACCAAACAUUAGGAACACCUUCCUUUAUAUUGAGUUCCGCCCUCAGAACAGCCUUAAUUUGCUGGGGCAUGGACUGUACAAGGUGUCGAAAGCGUUCUACAGGGAUGCUGGCCCAUGUUGACUCCAAUGCGUCCCAAAGUUGUGUCAAGUCGGCUGGAUGUCCUUUGGGUGGUGGACCAUUCUUGAUACACACUGGAAACUGUUGAGCGUGAAAAACCCAGCAGCGCUGCAGUUCGUGACACAAACCGGUGUGCCUGGCACCUUCUACCAUACCCUGUUCAAAGGCACUUAAAUCUUUUGUCUUGCCCAUUUACCCUCUGAAUGGCACACAUACACAAUCCAUGUCUCAAUGCUUAAAAAUCCUUCUGUAACUUGUCUCCUCCCCUUCAUAUACACUGAUUUGAAGUGUAUUUAACAAGUGACAUCAAUAAGGGAUCAUAGCUUUCACCUAGAUUCACCUUGUCAGUCUGUGUCAUGGAAAGAGCAGGCGUUCUUAAUGUUUUGUAUACUCAGUGUAUGUUAAUCUUUCUAGAGCAGAAUGUUAUCAAUGAGAAACCCUCAGUUCAAUGGGUAAUUGAUUAUGGCUCAAGACUAAAUAGCUUCUCUGAAGCAGGGUGUGUCUUUCUGUGGCAAGACUGGCUGAUGCUUCAGAUUUUCUUAAGUGCUAAAUUGUGUUGAUUUUGGUUGGGUUCUCCUGCUACAUUGUUGUGCGCUGUCAACAGCAAAUGUACUACAACAACAACAAAAUAAUCUAUAUUUUUCAAAUAUACUGAACAAAAAUAUAAACGCAACUAUUUCAAAGAUUUUACUGAGUUACAGUUCAUAUAAGGAAAUCAGUCAAUUGAAAUAAACUCAUUAGGCCCUAAUCUAUGGAUUUCACAUGACUGGGCAGGAGUGCAGCCAUGGGUAGGCCUUGGAGGGCAUAGGCCCACCCACUGGGGAGACAGGCCCAGCCAAUCAGAAUGAGGUUUUAUUACAGAUAUAAAUAAUACUCAGCACCCCCCCCACCCUUACAGUGGAGGACCUGGGCUGGCGUGGUUACACGUGGUCUGCGGUUGUGAGGCCGGUUGGACCUCCUGCCAAAUUCUCUAAAACGACGUUGGAGGCAGUUUAUAAUAGAGAAAUUCAAUUAAUUCAAUUCUCUGGCAAUAGCUAUGGUGGACAUUCCUGCAGUCAGCAUGCCAAUUGCCCGUUCCCUCAACCUGAGACAUCUGUGGCAUUGUGUUGUGUUACAAAACUGCACAUUUUAAAGUGGGUUCACCUGUGUAAUGAUCAUGCUGUUUUAAUCAGCUUCUUGAUAUGCCACACCUGUCAGGUGGAUGGAUUCUUGGUAAAGGAGACAUGCUCACUAACAGGGAUGUAAACAAAUUUGUGCAAAACAUUUGAGAGAAAUAAGCUUUUUGUGCUUAUGGAACAUUUCUGGGAUUUUUUAUUUCAACUCAUGAAACAUGUGACCAACACUUUACAUGUUGCGUUUGUAUUUUUGUUAAGUGUAGUUAUCAGUACUGGGACAAAGGUUGUUUGGGCAAGAGCUGGGACGAUACAAUUACUGACACCGACAUUGCUCUCCUCAUACCGAAGGAAUUUAACUUACCUCUAUAAUUCUCUGUGAUUAGGCUACAUAAGGUUCCUGACGAUUUUUUGUUGUUGUUCUAAAACCAUUAUUUGGUCAACAGUCUCGCGUAACCAUACAUACCUUGAAAUCACGUUGUUUGUUACGCUUCCUUUGGAGGUCUGGAUAAUUUUUUAUUAGCCGAAACUGCUAGAAUGGUCCGCUGGCUUCCAGCGGCUACAUCUUUAUUGGAUGUUACGUUUCAAGAACCCUCCGUCCACAUGAUCGUAGAAGGGGUGCUGCGUGUUAUGUUCGUCACUGUUUUCCGACCGUGUAGGACACAUUUUGCAGAGUUGUUGGGUAUGCUAGUUUGCAACAUUGCAGCAAAUUGAAGAAAACUUAAUUCUGUUUUGCCAGAAGUGUGCUCUAUACACAAAAUCGAGUUGAUGAAGGCAUUACAACUCCUCUGCCAUUUCCUGUCUCGAUGCCGGCUCUCACUCCCUCUCCCCCCUUUGCGCACGGAGUGAAGGGAGAGAUGCUUUCUGAUAAGCGCAAGCAUACGACUGUUGAGUAACAUUUCAAAAUGUAAAACAAUUACUUUUACUGAGGAGAGUCUUAGCUUUCUGAGUAUAAAAAAUUAUUACAGUAUUUACACUCAAUAUUGAGGAAAUACCACCGCUAAACAAACGGAGUAUGUUGACUGUUAGAUCAAUUACAUGGCUAUCCAGCAGCAAUAUCAUAUUUGGUGUGUUUUGAGUUCCCACUUCCUCAAGUGGUGAAUUAUGUAUCAUAUAGCCUAGGCCAAUAUGCACAAACAAUAUGCAGGCAAAUUAUCUCUAAAGAGCCAAAAAGAAAUCUGAUAAUUCUGAGUCUUAUUUUGACAUGUUGCACAUCAAAAUAUCCAUCGUGCAUUCCCUGAAAAUGUAAGAUUUUUUUUAUUUUUAGUUAUUUAGCAGACGCUGUUAUCCAGAGUGUCAUACUGGCCCCCCGUGGGAAACGAACCCACAACCCUGGCGUUACAAGCGCCAUGCUCUACCAACUGAGCUACACAGGUCCUAAAUGGAUAAAUAACUUAUUUCCUGUCUUACCUGGCACUGGAAAAAGUCAGUCUAGAGCCCUGUCGCAAAAUGGGGCAAUUUAUUGCAAUAUUACUUUUUGUCCAUAUCGCCCAGCUCUCUAGUUUGGGCUUUAUGUUUUCACUCCCAUUGGCGUUGUCUGUAUCCACAGGAUGUAAUGGUGCACCAUCUCUUUUUACUCACAGACCAACAGCAAGUCUUUCACGGCCAAAACGUCCUGUGUGCGCCGGCGCUACAGUGAGUUUGUCUGGCUCAAGAAGAGGAUGCAGAAGAACACUGGCUUGGUGUAAGUCAUAGCAUUGUCCCCCAACUGCUUGUUUGAAAAAUAAUUUCGAACACCAAUGUGAAGUUGUCCUGUUCUGGGAGCUAUGUGUUAUUCUCUGUCCCUGUCUGUCCUAUAGACCUGUCCCAGACCUGCCCAGCAAGUCCUUCUUCUCCUUCAGUGGUGAGGACUUCCUGGAGAAGAGGAGGAAAGGCCUGCAGUCCUUCCUGGACAAGUCAGUUCUUCUCCGAAGUUAAUAAUUAGCAAUGACUCCACAAUUUCAAUUAUAGUGCUUGCUUGUUCCCUCUAUUUGUCAUUGUCACACCUAGAAUGAGCACAAAGGAAAAAUGUUACCAUGACUAGUCAACGAAAAAGAGCCAACAUUGAGCAUGGCAUUGACAUACCUUGUUUGUCUUUCUUCAGAGUGUGCAGCAUGACAGUGUGUCUGUCAGACAGCCAGCUCCACCUCUUCCUGCAAACCCAACUGCCGGUUGGUCACAUCCUGGACUGUGUGCAGGGCCACACACCCUACACUGUGACAGAGGCCAUCCUCACCUAUGCCUCGUCCAAUCAGGGCUGGGUUCAGGAAGAGGACUCGACCCAGGAGUCGAGUCUCACUCCAGUUCCUUAUGAGUCCAUGGAGAGGUAAGACUGGAGUGUCAGCAGAUCAAAUAGUACAACUGUCCACACAGGCACAAAUAAGGUGUAGGUUUGAGUUUAAACUCCUGGUGUGUUCAAUGAGCACAUUGUUUUAGGCCAGGAUUCAAUCUGGACCGCAGAAGACCUGCAUUGUAGCGCGAUGGACAUGUAAAGGUAAUUUCCGAUUGAUCCGACAUCUGCAGCGUUUACUUUGAAUGUUAGGUUAACUUUGCCUAUAAAUUGUGCAGAGCCAAAAGGGGCCGAUCGGAUUGAAUCUCGGCCUAAGUCUUUGCAGAUACAGGCAAUUCUACGAUAACAGAAUGAGGACGACUUUUAACAAUUACCACACAUUUUUACAAAAGCACAUUUACUCUAAGAACAGUGCAGAUGAAAAGUUUGGUAACAGAAUGACGGCACAAACCAUUAUUCUAUUACCAAAAUGUGCGUCUUCACUGUUAUUUAGGUAAAUGUGUUUUUAUAAAAAUGUCUGUGAAAAUGUUAAAAGUAGUCCUUGUGCAUAGUUGUAUCGUUUGUUUAACUUUGCAAUCAUUGGUUUUUGUUUGACAUGCAUUUUAAAGUGAAAAAUCUGACUCUCAGCAUCAAUCUGUUACCCAUACUUGUAUUUCAAGUUUUACACGUCAAUAUAAAGGUCAUGUUGAGUAGUGUUACUUUAUGGCCUUCUCUUUCCCAACAGCCCUGCUCCUCAUCUACCUACUCUGCAAUGUCAAGAGCCCCUCAACCCUGUGAACCUCGCCUCCAGUGAGCCAGAGGGCCUACGGACUGAGAAGUUCCUAGCUGAUGCCGAUGACAUAGACACUGUGGAGUUACAGCUCAGUGAGACUGAGACCCUUUCCUCAGAGGUCACCCAGGAGGACCACAAUGUAGUCCAGGUAGAGGCCGUCCUGGAGAUAAACAGCCCAGUGGAGACUAUUUUUAAGUGGGACAGCCAUGAAGAAUCUACUCCAGAGAGGCUCGACCAUGAGGAGGUGAUCCACCACCAAGGUGAUUGUCAACAGCAGACACCUGUGGAAGUGCACUGUGAAAAGGACAAAGGCUUGGAGGAGGAGUGUGAAGUGGAGGUGAAGACUGAGAGGGUCAUUAAGGAGGAGAGCCAUGCUGACAUGACUACAGAGACAAUCCCUCCCAAACAGAGUAGCCUAGACCCAGAUAGCCAUGAGGAGGUGGUCCACCAAGGGGAAUGUCAACAGCAGACACCUGAGGAAGAGGCCACAGGUCUGGAGAAGGAGUGUGUAUCGGAAGUGGCCCUUGAGGAAGAGACCCAAACAGACACAACUACAGAGACAAUCCCUCCCAAACAGAGUAGCCCAGAGCUAGACAUCCAUGAGGAGACUCCUCGAGAUGGAGAUAGCCUAAGGGAGACAGUUCUAGAGGACCUUAGCCCUGCGGAGGAAGCUCAAGAAGGCAUCAGUCAUGAGAAGACAACCUCAGAAGGGGACAGCAACAUAGACACAGAAACAGCCAUUGAGUUGGACAGCCAAGGGCACACAGAUGAGAUGAACUCCCACAUAGAGAUCAGCAUAGAGAAAGAGUGUCAUGAGAUCACAUCAGAAGAGGUGGAACGUGUUGAUGACUCAACCCAAGAGGUAGAAAGUGUCCAUGGUGCAACCCAAGAGGUAGAAAGUGUCCGUGUUGCAACCCAAGAGGUAGAAAGUGUCCGUGUUGCAACCCAAGAGGUAGAAAGUAGAGAUGUUGCAACCCAAGAGGUAGAAAGUAGAGAUGUUGCAACCCAAGAGGUAGAAAGUAGAGAUGUUGCAACCCAAGAGGUAGAAAGUAGAGAUGUUGCAACCCAAGAGGUAGAAAGUAGAGAUGUUGCAACCCAAGAGGUAGGAAGUGUCCGUGUUGCAACCCAAGAGGUAGAAAGUGGCGAUGAGGCAACCCAGAAGAAGAAGGCUCCCUUGGACAUUCAACAAGUAGAUGAUCAGCUGGACACAACUCAAGAGGUUCAGAUUGAUGAGGAAAUGAAUGGAAAGGAUGGGGAGAGUCUUGGGGAUGGGGCAACAACAUCUGACGGGAGUAGCCAUAAGGAGAGCAACGACAAGGAUUCUGCCAAUAACAACAAUGCAAUACAAGAGACGAAUGGCUACAUGGAGACAGCUCCCGAGAAGGACAAUCACCAAACAGGCCGCACAGAGGCGGAAAAAGUCUGCAACAACCCAGACAUCGUAAUGCCCGAAACGAACCGAGAUCCCUCACAUGAUGAAAUCACACCUGAGGUACCCAAUGCUCAGGGGACCAAUGGUGUCAAAGUCAGAGAGGACAGGGAUAUUUUGUACAUGGUCAAAAGUUGCUCAGCGAAAACCCUGGAGAAUGAAGCUUCAGAACUAGUGGGUGGUGGAGUUGAGAUAAAGGACAUGGGAAUCCAAGAGAGCAGUCAUCUGGAGUCUGAGGGCCACUGUACGGAGCAGGACACCUCAUUAACCCUGGAGGGUAAUACUGAGGCCUCAGAAGUGAGC
Messenger RNA from Coregonus sp. 'balchen', 13575 nucleotides. NCBI's taxonomy places the organism in Eukaryota, Metazoa, Chordata, Actinopteri, Salmoniformes, Salmonidae. The record is from the annotation of a GenBank genome assembly.